Fusarium falciforme is the source of this 2493-nucleotide messenger RNA. RefSeq lists its product as hypothetical. Gene Ontology annotation, molecular function: aldehyde-lyase activity. NCBI's taxonomy places the organism in Eukaryota, Fungi, Ascomycota, Sordariomycetes, Hypocreales, Nectriaceae. Gene Ontology annotation, biological process: carbohydrate metabolic process. Bases 37 to 2493 code for a protein of 818 amino acids. The transcript is spliced from 3 exons. The record is from RefSeq and is a predicted model, not a curated record.
ACAACUUCAACAAUUGUCUCUUACAACAACUUCCCAAUGGCUGAGGUCAAGUCUAUCCAGCCCUUUGGCAUCGCCCGCUCUACUAUCAAGGGCACCCCGCUCUCCGAGGAGGAGAUUUCCCAGUACAAUGACUUCUUCAAGGCCAGUUGCUACCUGUCCCUGGGUAUGAUCUACCUGAAGGAGAACCCCCUCCUGCGAGAACCUCUCAAGCCUGAGCACCUCAAGCUUCGACUGCUCGGUCACUUUGGCUCUGCUCCCGGCCAGAUCUUCACAUGGAUGCACUUCAACCGUCUUAUCAAGAAGUACGAUCUUGACAGCAUCUUCAUCUCUGGCCCUGGCCACGGUGCCCCCGCUGUCCUCUCUCAGUCCUAUCUCGAGGGCGUCUACACCGAGGUGUACCCCGACAAGACCCUCGACACCGAGGGUCUCCAGAAGUUCUUCAAGAGCUUCUCCUUCCCCGGCGGCAUUGGCUCUCAUGCUACCCCCGAAACCCCAGGAUCCCUCCACGAGGGUGGCGAGCUGGGUUACUCAGUGUCCCACGCGUUCGGUGCUGUCUACGACAACCCCGACCUGAUUGCUCUUACCAUGGUCGGUGAUGGUGAGGCUGAGACUGGUCCCCUUGCCACUGCCUGGCACAGCAACAAGUUCCUCAACCCCAUUGUCGAUGGUGCUGUCCUCCCUGUCCUUCACCUUAACGGCUACAAGAUCAACAACCCCACUGUCCUUGCCCGAAUUUCUCACAAGGAGCUUGAGAACCUCUUCCUCGGCUACGGCUGGCAGCCAUACUUUGUCGAGGGUGACGAUAUCGAGUCCAUGCACCAGGCCAUGGCCACUACUCUCGAGCACUGUGUCAACGAGAUCAAGAAGUUCCAGAAGCAGGCCCGUGACAGCGGCGAGGCCUUCCGCCCCAUGUGGCCCAUGAUCGUCCUCCGAAGCCCCAAGGGCUGGACCGCCCCCCGCAAGGUUGACGAGAACUACCUCGAGGGUUACUGGCGUGCUCACCAGGUCCCCAUCACCGACCCCGCCACCAACCCUGCUCACCUCAAGCUUCUUGAGGACUGGAUGCGGAGCUACGAGCCCGAGCGUCUCUUUGACGAGGCUGGUGCUCCUAUUCCUGCUCUCCGCGCGCUCACCCCCGUGGGCAACCGACGAAUGAGCGCCAACCCGGUUGCCAACGGCGGUCUGCUCAGGAAGCCCCUGAGGAUGCCCGACUUCCGGGACUAUGCCAUCAAGGUCGACAGCCCCGGCAAUGUCAACAACGCAAGCAUGACCAACAUGGCCGUGUUCCUCAGGGACGUUAUCGCCCAGAACCAGAACAACUUCCGUCUGUUUGGCCCUGAUGAGACUGAGUCCAACAAGCUCGGAGGCGUCUACGCUGCCGGCAAGAAGGUCUGGAUGGGUGAGUACUUUGAGGAGGAUGAGAACGGCGGCAACCUGGCCAAGUCCGGCCGUGUCAUGGAGAUGCUCUCUGAGCACAACUGCGAGGGUUGGCUCGAGGGUUACAUCCUGAGUGGUCGCCACGGUCUGCUCAACAGCUACGAGCCUUUCAUCCAUGUCAUUGACUCCAUGGUCAACCAGCACUGCAAAUGGAUCGAGAAGUGUCUUGAGGUUGAGUGGCGCGCCAAGGUCGCCUCUCUUAACAUUCUCCUGACUGCCGUCGUCUGGCGUCAGGACCACAACGGUUUCACUCACCAAGAUCCUGGCUUCCUCGAUGUUGUUGCCAACAAGAGCCCCGAGGUUGUCCGCAUCUACCUGCCCCCUGAUGGAAACUGUCUGCUUUCCGUCAUGGACCACUGCCUGCGCUCCGUCAACUAUGUCAACGUUGUCGUCUCUGAUAAGCAGGAGCAUCUCCAGUAUCUGCCCAUGGACCAGGCCAUCGAGCACUGCACCAAGGGUAUUGGCAUCUGGCCUCAGUUCUCUACCGAUGCCGGCCACGAGCCCGACCUCGUCAUGGCUUCUUGCGGUGACAUCAGCACACACGAGUCCCUGGCCGCCAUCGACCUGCUGCUCGAGCACUUCCCCGAGCUCAAGAUCCGAUGCGUCAACGUCGUGGAUCUGUUCAAGCUGAUCCACCACACCGACCACCCCCACGGCCUGCCCGACGCGGAGUGGACCAGCCUCUUCACCGAUGACAAGCCUGUCAUCUUCAACUUCCACAGCUACCCCUGGAUGGUGCACCGUCUGACCUACAAGCGUCCCGGCAGCCUCAACCUGCACGUCCGCGGCUACAAGGAGAAGGGCAACAUCGACACCCCUCUCGAGCUGGCCAUCCGCAACCAGACCGACCGCUUCAGCUUGGCCAUCGAUGCCAUCGACCGCAUGCCCCAGCUGAAGAACCGCGGUGCUGCUGCCCGCCAGUCCCUCCUCAACGCCCAGAUCCAGGCCCGCAACGAGGCCUUCGAGACGGGCAUGGACCCCCCCUUCCUCAAGAACUGGACCUGGAAGCGCAACGGUCUGUGGAAGAAGAUUGGCGACGGCCUCGCCUCACGAUAG